Messenger RNA from Diutina rugosa, 576 nucleotides. Its product is annotated as ADP-ribose 1''-phosphate phosphatase. The transcript has a single exon. NCBI's taxonomy places the organism in Eukaryota, Fungi, Ascomycota, Pichiomycetes, Serinales, Debaryomycetaceae. The record is from RefSeq and is a predicted model, not a curated record. The coding region runs from base 1 to 576 and encodes 191 amino acids. Gene Ontology annotation, biological process: peptidyl-glutamate ADP-deribosylation.
AUGUCCCUCAUUCGUCGCGUCAGCGGAGACCUCUUCAAGCACUCUGCCAAAGCCAGCAAGCCGGUGUUUGCCCAUGCCACCAAUCUCCGGGGCAUCUGGGGCGGCGGCGUUGCUGCCGAGUUUCAAAAGUUGUUCCCUCUGGCUUUCCUUAAGCACGAAGAACACUGCAAGAACGUUGCCCCGAUCAAGUUGAUUGGCACUUCCCAAGUGAUUGAGACCGAGCCUCAAGACCCGGGCAAUGAGGGUAGAGACUUGCCGGCUGUCGUGGUGUGUUUGUUCCUGUCUGACCUCGGCAACCAGUACACCAAGUUCAACAUCCAGGGGUACACCGACAACGCCCUCACUGACUUGAAGGACAAGAUAAAGGACAUUAAGGAUGUCGAGAGCGAAGACGGCAAGGUCGUGUUGCUGAUGCCCAAGAUCAAUGCCGGCAUCUUCAACGUCCCUUGGCACGAAACGGAGACGAUCUUGGAAAAGCACCCCGAGUUCAUCUUCAACGUGUACCUGUUAGAAGACGGGUGGCCCAAGAACGCCGGCCAAGAGGACUCGCCAUUGGACGAGUUGCACGUCGGUUAA